This is a messenger RNA of Colossoma macropomum (tambaqui), 1143 nucleotides long. RefSeq lists its product as uncharacterized. Bases 352 to 1143 code for a protein of 263 amino acids. The record is from RefSeq and is a predicted model, not a curated record. Lineage: Eukaryota; Metazoa; Chordata; Actinopteri; Characiformes; Serrasalmidae. The transcript has 5 exons.
CCUUCACUCAACCUCUGUCACAUUAUUUCUAGUAUCUCUUCAACUAUACAAACAUAAAACUAUAUAUUUUACAUUUAACAACACAUUACAAUAUACAAGGGAAAAAUUGGAGUGUUGGCCAAAUCAUCCAGUAAACAGAUAUCAGUGUCAGUGACAAUAUUUUUUUCAGUUGUAUAGUCUUUGAUAUAUUUGUGUGGAAGGACUGUCCUAAAUGCAGUGUAAGGUCACCAUGAAAACAUUGCUUUAAUUAAUGGUCUUCUAAAGAGAUAUUUUUUCAGAUUUUUGUACAGGGGGUAUAAGCUACAUCAAUCAAUAUUUACCCAUGACAAACUGUGCUACCCUGGUGGGUGAAUGAGGAAGGAGUACAGUGGAAGCAGACAUAGAGACAAUGUUACAGCUAACGGGAAUUCUAAAGGAGCUCCAUGUGUUUUUCCAUUCUUUUACAAUGGAUCAUAUUAUGAUGACUGUGUUAGUUUUGAUCACCCUAACCCAUGGUGCAGCACAACUGAUAACUAUACCAGAGAUGGACAGUGGGGAGAAUGCCUUGACUAUGAUGUUUGUCAAUGUCACAACACUCUGUCUGACCCAUGGCGGAACAAUGGUUUAAAACUCAGCUCUUUCCCUGAAUGGCAAAACUAUGACAUUACGUUGAAAGAAGAGUGGUACCGCUUUACUGGUAUUGGUGGAGACCGUAUGGCCUAUUACUGCUCAAGUAACAUUGUCAGCAAUGACAGUAAUGAGUUUUGGCUUAAUUACAGUGAAAGUUCUGUAGAUUUUUCCCAGUACUCAUGUGAUCCAGUCAUUGACAGUGUACGGAAUCUAGACUGUGGUGCAGGACUGAUCCUCUACUACCACGUUCCAAUCAGAGGAGUUUACAUGACACGACUUCAGGCAGCAAGGACGUCAUCUACAAUAUCUGGUGGACUUGGAGGGGUAUGGUCCCAUGACAUCCUGGAUCCUUUCACCAACUACACCCUAACAAGCCAACCACUUGUUCCAGAGGAUGUCCCAGGAGCCAACGAGGUGAGCCCCAUGAGAGUCAUACAGGUGGAUGACCUAGGGGUCAUCCUAAGAAAACUUCAUCUAUCCAGCACCACAUCAACUCUGGUGGUUCAGAAGGCAUCUUUGGCAACCGCUAUGUGA